Sorex fumeus (smoky shrew) is the source of this 2515-nucleotide messenger RNA. RefSeq names its product dolichyl-phosphate N-acetylglucosaminephosphotransferase 1 (gene DPAGT1). The record is from RefSeq and is a predicted model, not a curated record. Gene Ontology annotation, biological process: dolichol-linked oligosaccharide biosynthetic process; protein N-linked glycosylation. Lineage: Eukaryota; Metazoa; Chordata; Mammalia; Eulipotyphla; Soricidae. Gene Ontology annotation, cellular component: membrane. The coding region runs from base 873 to 2099 and encodes 408 amino acids. The transcript has 9 exons. Gene Ontology annotation, molecular function: UDP-N-acetylglucosamine-dolichyl-phosphate N-acetylglucosaminephosphotransferase activity.
UUAAAUCCAAGACCCGAGGGCACUUCCAGCCCCUUUAGGGAUGAAGGGUCCCGCUGGGCCGGUUGCCCGGCAACUAAUUGCUACUGCCAGGGCAGAAAGUGGGUGGGAUGAAGGAAAAGGACUUGGAUCAAGGACACGAAAAAAAUGGCGUGGGCGGGCUUCUCGAAGGUCUCUGCUCUAGGAUGCACGGGGUCUUCCAAAGACAUUAGAAUGAGAAUGCCGCCUUCCGAUUGUGAAAAACGGGUCUCUACCAGGAGACAGCUCCGCUGCACAGCCUCGUCCCUCUCGCUUCCUCCCUCUGCUCCCAGUAACCAUCUUCUGGGCUCCAGAAGCACCGCAGGGGAGCAAACCCGGGGCUCCUGACCCUUUAAACGUGACCUACGGAGGCCGAAAGAGCUAACCCUGACGUGGAACAAGGAGGCGUUCGCAUCUCCGCCACGUGGUACUCGGAGGCGUUCAUCUUGGAACCGGGCAAGGCAAAGUUUUUCCGCGGGUCGCUGUAUAAGUCAAUGGAGAAACCAGAGACGUAUCCGUCCUCGUUUGUCGUUCCGUGAUUGUUGCUUCAAUGCUUCCGGGAUGACGGAAUGGUGAAACAAAGCCCCCAGGGCCUCUCUUUUGCCCUUAUCAAAAAUGGCCGCCCCGCCUUCAGCGGGCAAGCUGCUCCCCGGACUAGAACCGGGCGGAAGCGGAGUUGGGCAAGUACUGCGGGGCGGGCCAAGGUUGCUUUGGUGGAGACUAGUGGAAGCGCCCCAAGGGAGGGCUGGAUUUUGCUCACACUGGUGCGGCAGGCGGCUACUCCUUGCCGAGGCUUCAGGGCGUCUGCCCGGCUGGCCUGUUACUAGAAGGCAGCGAAGCGGGAGCCGCCGCUGACCAUGUGGGUCCUUCCGGAAAUGCCGCUGCCGCUGCUGGUGAAUUUGAUCGGCUCGCUGCUGGGAUUUGCGGCCACGCUCACCCUCAUCCCCGCCUUCCACGGCCACUUCAUGAACGCGGGCCUCUCUGGCAAGGACCUCAACAAAUAUGACCAGCAGCGAAUCCCAGAGGCCCAGGGAGUGAUCAGCGGUGCGGUUUUCCUUAUCAUCCUCUUCUGCUUCAUCCCUUUCCCUUUCCUGAACUGCUUUAUGGAGGAGCAGUGCAAAGACUUCCCCCACCACGAAUUUGUGGCCCUGAUAGGUGCCCUCCUUGCCAUCUGCUGCAUGAUUUUCCUGGGCUUCGCCGAUGAUGUGCUGAACCUGCGUUGGCGCCACAAACUACUGCUGCCCACCGCUGCCUCCCUCCCGCUGCUCAUGGUCUAUUUCACCAACUUCGGGAACACUACCAUAGUGGUCCCUAAGCCCUUCCGGUGGCUUCUUGGCCUGCAUCUGGACUUGGGGAUCCUGUACUAUGUGUAUAUGGGGCUGCUGGCAGUGUUCUGUACCAAUGCCAUCAACAUCCUGGCAGGGGUCAAUGGCCUGGAGGCUGGCCAGUCCCUAGUCAUUUCUGCAUCCAUCAUUGCCUUCAACUUGGUGGAGCUGGAAGGUGACUACCGGGAUGAUCAUGUCUUUUCCCUGUACUUCAUGAUACCCUUCUUUUUCACCACCUUGGGACUGCUCUACCAUAACUGGUACCCAUCCCGGGUGUUUGUGGGUGAUACCUUCUGUUACUUUGCGGGCAUGACCUUCGCCGUGGUGGGCAUCCUGGGACACUUCAGCAAGACCAUGCUGCUCUUCUUCAUGCCCCAGGUGUUCAACUUCCUCUACUCGCUGCCUCAACUCCUGCACAUCAUCCCCUGUCCUCGCCACCGUAUGCCCAGACUCAAUACCGACACAGGGAAACUGGAGAUGAGCUAUUCCAAGUUCAAGACCAAGAGCCUCUCUUCCUUGGGCACCUUUAUACUAAAGGUAGCAGAGAGCCUACGGCUAGUGACUGUGCGGCACGGUGAGAACGAGGAUGGGGCCUAUACUGAGUGCAACAAUUUGACUCUCAUCAACUUGCUGCUUAAAGUCUUGGGGCCCAUGCAUGAGAGAAACCUCACGGUGUUCCUGCUGCUGGUACAGAUCCUGGGCAGUGCCCUCACCUUCUCUAUCCGGUAUCAGCUUGUCCGUCUUUUCUAUGAUGUGUGAGAGACCUGGUCGUUGACUGUCUCUUCAGUCUCCAGGGUGCCCGACUCAGGCCAGCCUCUUUCUGGACCAAGACUACCUCCUGGCCAGGCCAUGUUCACCCUUCAAUCUCCAUCAGAUUUUGUCCUGAGCAUUUCCCUUCCCCUGUGAUGACUGACUGGCUGGACAUUGGCCUCUGCCUGUGGCCUUCUUUCUCUUGUCACUCUCCCUCUCCAGCUCGUGCAGGUGGAAUGCCGUGACUUUCAAGCUGUUCUCCACAACACUAUCCCCAUAUCAGGCCAGGGGAUAAAACCCUGGUUGGGGACAGGAAGAGACACUGGAAGGUGUCUUGAUAUUGAACUAUUAAUGAAGUAUUCUGAUCACUAAGCGCAGACAGGGGCCAGGUGCUCCUAGUGGUAACAAUAAAGUGUUAUCUUUUU